Messenger RNA from Nasonia vitripennis (jewel wasp), 1861 nucleotides. RefSeq names its product inactive peptidyl-prolyl cis-trans isomerase FKBP6 (gene shu). Gene Ontology annotation, molecular function: protein binding; peptidyl-prolyl cis-trans isomerase activity. Lineage: Eukaryota; Metazoa; Arthropoda; Insecta; Hymenoptera; Pteromalidae. The transcript has 7 exons. Bases 173 to 1531 code for a protein of 452 amino acids. The record is from RefSeq and is a predicted model, not a curated record.
ACCUAUAUAGUCAGCAUAACAUCAGUAUCUGCCUAUUCGCCGGCAAGCAAAGACGUGCAGGCAGUAGGUAUAGGAAUCGCAGCAGAAGCCGUCAGCAAAGCUCUGAUAAUAACCGACGUCGAGGCGCUUGUCUCAUAUUUACGAUAUCAAAAACAGUAUUUUAAACGACAAAAUGACCACAGUCAUUAAAGCUGGCGAGGGCUUUACCGUUGACCAAGUGUUAAACAGCAAUGGGUUCACUCUGGAUACAACUGACUUUAUCGAUUUGCUGGAGGACGAUGAUGAUCUUGAUUAUUCAAAGUCAGUCAAGUUAAACAAUCAAGAGAUGUUGAGGCUUCUGAAUUUGGAAGAUGAAAAUGACGAUACUAAUAAAGAACCAGAAAAUAUAUCUUUCAUCGGAAUAGCAUUCGACACUCUUAAACCCAAAAUGCAAAGUGUGUAUGGAGAUGGCGAGAUUUUAAAACUCAUAAAAAAAGAGGGAAUUGGUGAGGUCAUCCCUAAAGAUGCACAAGCUACUGUAGAGUAUGUUGGUUACUUUGAGUUUCAAGAUGAACCUUUUGAUUCCACACUCUUCCAUCGUGAAAAACGAGCUACUUUGAAUUUGGGAAAGGGAGGAAUGAUAGAAGGCCUUGAAAUUGCAAUCAGUACUAUGCGCAAAUAUGAAAAGGCUAUAUUCAUCAUUCAGCCUCAUUUGGCAUAUGGAAAAUUGGGUUGUUUACCAAGGAUUCCACCAGAUUCUGAAGUAUUGUUCAAGAUAGAACUCAUUGACUUUCUUGAUAAUGGUUCUGCUGAACUGUACGAUGAAUUGAGCAAUGAAGAUAAAAGGAAAUUCUCCAAAACUGAAAAAAUAAUCCGUGAUUUAAUGAACACAGGACAGGACAGGUUUAAGAGGCAGAAGAUUAAACAAGCUAUACGAGAUUACAACAAAGCAAUAGACUGUUUGGAAUCAGCACGUUUAGAAAAUGAUGAAGAAGAAAAAAAAAUGAACACUUUAUUAUCCAGGGCACUUACUAAUCUCACAGUGUGUUACAACAAAGUAAACAAGCCCAAACUUGCCUGUUCAGCAUUUCAAAGAUUGCCAAAUGAACCAACUGGCAAAGCACAUUUCCAGUAUGGAAAAGCCUUGGCUCAAUUGGGUGAUUAUGAUAAAGCUAUGGAAUCUCUGUUAAAAGCUCAAGCACUUGUACCCGAGUGCGAGGAAAUACGUAUACAAAUUCAAGAGGUUGAAGUACAUAGACGAAAAUACCUGGAAUUCUCCAAACGAUUUGCUCAAAACUCUUUGAGGAUGGUCGAAGAUAAAAGUAAAAACAUGGAUGAAUUCGAGAAAGUUAUUGCAGAUAUGUGCGACUAUUUCAUUAAAGAUAAUAGCGCAUUAAAAUCCAAACUUCCUUCUGGUCUAUCAUCGCAAGAACUAGAAUGUGUUCGUCGAUUAGCGGCUUCACGCGAUUUAUCAAUAACUAAACAGAACAGACUAGGCGUUGAAUCUUUGUUUUUGACAAAGAAAACUUAUUAUUACAAAGAUUCAAUGUAAAAAUGUUUGACCUACAAUCUAGUUGUGUAAUCUUUAAAAACGAACUUAGUUAAAAUUUCACACUUUUAGAAAAUAAUCUAGGAUUACUUUGUACCAAACAUUAAGUAUAAGGAUACGAUACAUCUAGAUUAAUAACAAAAUCUCAGAGAUGUCACUACUGUGAUUACAGAGUUAAUGUGAAAAACUUGAAUUAAAAAUACUUUUAGAAUUUUCUAUGUAAGCUUAUUGUAUUAAGUACAAUAAAAGUAUUUUUCUAUCUGUAUGAAGUACAAGACUUCAGUUGUAAUACGCUAAACGCACAUUUUUCCAAUAAAACUCAUUACUAUUAAA